AUGGAAUAUUGGCGUUGGGAAUAUCGAAACCGACAUUUUGUCCACAUAAACAGCAGUUUAUGUUUGGAUGAACCAAUAGAAACAGCUAAUUCCUUCCCUUCUGCAAAUAUUUUUAAUUUUGAUGGAAAAGAGGAAAAACCUGAAAGAUUACCAAAAAUGUCAAAAUGUGUUAGGGGAAAAUAUUCACAGCAAUGGGAAUUAAAUGAAAUUAAAUGGCUUCCAGAGAAUAAUAAAAAGAAUUAA
Molecule: messenger RNA, 243 nt
Organism: Meloidogyne enterolobii
Lineage: Eukaryota; Metazoa; Nematoda; Chromadorea; Rhabditida; Meloidogynidae
Source: the annotation of a GenBank genome assembly